AUGGAACAUUUGGCGGAGAAAAUUCAGGAAGAGCCCCUACUCAGUGCGAUUUAUGUCAUCGAUUCGUCACCUGCGACUACAUUUGAGUCGAAAUUUUACCGCGGAUCUUUUCUUGAUAUCACUCGUUGCUGUCAACAGAUGAAAAAUGAUCUUGAAGUUAUAAGCUAUGACCUAACCGAUAUGAAUUCCAUUGUUUCGAACUUUACCGGAAUGAGCACAGUUAGUUUAGUUCAAGCAUUGAAAGAUAUUCUGUUAGAUCCCGACGAGAGAACGAAUUUAAAGAUGGAAAUGCUCGAGUUCUGUCGUCAAGAGUAUGCCGAGAAUGUUGUUCAGUUGAAGUUUAUCGAUGAAUUCGAAAAGAAUUUUCAGCCACACGACGCUGUUCAAUGGUACUUACGUUCGGAUGUAUUUUUACAUAAAAUGCUGACACGAGCAUGGCGUGUGCUAGAUCCGGAUAUUUUAUUCAAGCUUCGGUAUUUCCUUCAACAUCUUCAUCAACAGAUUAAGUCAACGGUGGACACGAAUCCAUUGACUCUCUAUCGAACACUUCGAAUUCAGGAAAAUAAUUCGAUAAAAUUGAAGACCAAUCAAGGUGGACUAUGCUCGUUCAAUGAGUUUGUUUUAUUGGACAAAACACCAUCAACCAGUCAACCUUCUCCGAUGAAUAAAAAUUCCACUAUCGUCCAUUUCGAGAUUCUUCUUGGAAAAGGAGUUUCGUUUUCCAACAAAUCCAACGAAAUUCUUCUUACCAUGGGCACAAUGUUUCGCAUUGAUAAAGUUGAGUCAAUCGACGAACAAACUUUUAACGUCAAACUAACCAGCAAUGAUGAUAUUCUCAAAGCCGGUCUACUCAUGACGAAAGAUUUGCGUCAAGCUGUGCGCGGACAAUUUCCCUCAGUUCGUAUGUUGAAGUUGAUGAAACAAAAAGAUUUAGUUGGUUACAUGGAAUAUUUCUAUGCGAUAAUCAUUGAAGAUUCACAAGCUAUGCAAGAUGAAGCAACAUUAUUAACACUGGGAAGUAUACUUCAUGCUCUCGGGUCCUAUUAUUACGAGAGAAGACUAUAUGAUGAAGCCAUGAAAAACUUGAAGAAUUCGUUAGAAAUUUACUUACGUGUUUUACCGAAAGAUCACAUUACACUGACACCGACGUAUAACAAUAUUGGAAGCAUCUAUCACAAGAAAGGUGAGGAUGAGAAAGCAUUAGAAUAUCAUCAAAGGGCGUAUGAAAUUCAAAAGAAUUCUCCGAAUCCGGAUAUGGACUCUGUCGGUACAUACGCGGGAAAUAUUUCGUCGAUUCUGAUCAAAUUACACCGACAUCUGGAGGCGAUACCUUAUCUCGAGAUCGAAUUAAAGAUUAAGAAAAAACUUCAUUCGAAUCCAAAUAGUCCGGACAUUGCUGUCAAGUAUCAUAACCUAGCUGGCGCUCAAUAUCGUGCCGAACAAUAUGCCGACGCUUUGAAAAACUAUCAGAAUUGUCUGGAAAUUGAAUUGAAGUGUCAUUCGCCGGAGAAUCCAACAGUUGCAGUGACGUAUCAUAACAUGGCAACGGCAUUAGAAGAACUCGGCCGAUUGCAGGAAGCGAAAGAAGCAGUAGAGGAAGCGAUACGUCGUCUACUACUAACAAAGAAAGAAGAUGAUGAAGAUUUACAAAUGCAACGGACAUAUCUCGAACGUUUAAAACAAAAGAUUUGGAUGAAAAGCCUAUUUUCUUCAAAUUAA
This is a messenger RNA of Adineta ricciae, 1719 nucleotides long. The record is from the annotation of a GenBank genome assembly. NCBI's taxonomy places the organism in Eukaryota, Metazoa, Rotifera, Eurotatoria, Adinetida, Adinetidae.